Molecule: messenger RNA, 520 nt
Organism: Galeopterus variegatus (Sunda flying lemur)
Lineage: Eukaryota; Metazoa; Chordata; Mammalia; Dermoptera; Cynocephalidae
Gene: S100A11
Product: S100 calcium binding protein A11
Exons: 3
Coding region: 54-371 (105 amino acids)
Biological process (GO): regulation of cell population proliferation
Cellular component (GO): cytoplasm
Molecular function (GO): calcium ion binding; calcium-dependent protein binding
Source: RefSeq, a predicted model, not a curated record
GGAGCUCGCAGUGCCGCGCCCGCCACAGCCCCGGUGCCUCUCUCCACUCCGACAUGGCAAAAAUCUCCAGCCCUACAGAGACUGAGCGGUGCAUCGAGUCCCUGAUUGCUGUUUUCCAGAGGUAUGCUGGAAAGGAUGGGAACAACUUCAAACUCUCCAAGUCGGAGUUCCGAAGCUUCAUGAAUACAGAACUGGCUGCCUUCACAAAGAACCAGAAAGACCCCGGAGUCCUUGAUCGCAUGAUGAAGAAACUGGACCUGAACUCUGAUGGGCAGCUAGAUUUCCAAGAAUUUCUUAAUCUUAUUGGCGGCCUGGCCGUGGCUUGCCAUGACUCCUUUCUAAAGGGUACCCCUUUGGUCAAGCAUCCCUGAGGCCCCCUGGUAUCCCAACCCACCCCUUCCUCCCAGGCUCCCAGCUGUCUCCCCACACAGCCCACACCUGCCCUGGGCCCAGCACACCACCACGCCAUGCAGCCACUCCUACUGGUAGUAAUAAAACAAUGUGGUUUUUUUAAAACACA